Molecule: messenger RNA, 4146 nt
Organism: Musa acuminata AAA Group (dessert banana)
Lineage: Eukaryota; Viridiplantae; Streptophyta; Magnoliopsida; Zingiberales; Musaceae
Exons: 11
Coding region: 120-1640 (506 amino acids)
Biological process (GO): SCF-dependent proteasomal ubiquitin-dependent protein catabolic process
Cellular component (GO): SCF ubiquitin ligase complex
Molecular function (GO): protein binding
Source: RefSeq, a predicted model, not a curated record
GUCGCCAUCCACACCGACCGCCUCCCCAACCUCCCCGUUCUCCUCUUCUUCCUCUUCCUUCUCCUUUCUUCGUCAUCGGUUGCUGUCAAGAAAAGAGAGAGAGAGAGAGAGAGAGAGAGAUGGAUGUGGUGUUAUGCGACGAGCUGGUUCAGGAGAUCCUGCAGCGGCUGCCUCCCUCCUCCGCCCCGUCCGUUUCCCUCGUCUCCAAGCGCUGGCUCUCGCUCCUCCGCUCCUCCACCACAUCCCUCUCUCUCCGCAUCCCCCCAAAUAUAGUUACUGCCACUGAUGCUACUGCUGGUACUGGUAAUUCACCAUCGCUUUCCUCCAUCCUUGCCUACUACCCUUUCCUCACCAACCUCACCGUCAUCUCCGCUCGCGAGGACGCCGACGCCCUCCUCCUCUCCAUCGCCGCCGCCGCAUGCUCCCCCCGCCUCGCCAUCCUCCGCUUCCUCCCGGCCUCCCCCCUCUCCCCCUCCGCCCUCCACUCCUCAGCCGCCGCCUUCGCCAGCCUCACCUCCCUCCGGAUCGCCUCUCUCCUCCCCCUAUCCUUCUGCUGGCUCUCCUCCCUUCCCUCUCUCCGAUCGUUCUCCCUCGUCCGCUCACGCCCCAAACGCCUCCCCGGCUGUCGGCGAGAACCGCCAUGGCAAGAAGCGGAAGAGCCGUCGCCGCCGCCGGCUGAAGAGGACGAGGACGACGAUGUCGAUCAGUCGACGCCCGUGACGCUGCCGCUUGAGAGCCUAUCCUUGUCCGGCAUCUGCGCCGCCGACCGCGGUCUCUCCUGGUUGUGGCGCCGGUGCGCGGGACUCCGGUGGCUGCAGCUGCGCGCCUGCGAGGGGACCGGCGACGGCCCCUCAUCCCCAGCCUUCCCCCUCUGCCUCCCCGGCCUCCUCGGCCUCGAGCUCCGCACCUGCCGCGCGAUCGCCGACCGCGUCCUCCUCCAUGCCGCCGAACGCUGCCGUGCCCUCACCUCUUUCCUCCUCUACGACGGCGGCAGCCGCGACGCCCUCCGCCACUUCAUCCAUCGUCGCGGUGCCGCACUUCGUACCCUCGACCUCCGCCUCCCGCUCGACCUUCAUAACGACCACCUCUUCGCCAUCGCUGCCGACGACCACCGUGGCGGCACCGGCGCGCCCAGCGGGUCCGGCCACCAGCUCGCCGCCCUACGGCUGCAUAGCUGCUGCCUUGUCACGGGAGACGGGCUCCGCUCCCUCGCAUCGUCCCCGGCUGGUGCGGCGAUUGAGGAGCUCGCCCUGGUGAAUUGUGAUGUCGUGGAGCGGGAACCCGGCCUGCUCACCUUCCUCAGUCAGAGCAUGCAGCGGCUGCGGAGGCUGGACUUGUCCCACACUGAGACGCUGACCGAUAAGGAGGUGGGAUCGAUGCUUGCGUCUUGCAGGAAUCUGGUGGAGAUCAGAUUAAGAGGGUGCGGAGCACUGACGGGUGCUUCUUUGAUUUCCUUGCUUAAGCACUGCGGCCAGCAGUUGGAGGUGGUUGAUAUUACUCGGUGCCCGGGAAUCGUCAGUGAUGCUAUUGAACUACUCGUCAUGAAUGCUUGCCGAUUGAGUCAACUGAUGGUGGAGGAGAGCAAAGUCACUGAAGCUGCUAUGAUUUGGCUGUCUCGAAAAGCAAUUAAGAUAGGUUGAUCAUGUAGUUCAUAUAUCAACCGCAAAGAAGGUAUUACCAUUCAAAAGGGAUGGCACCCACAGAGAUGGACAACAUUAGCACUUCGAGGCAAAGAAGAUCAUCGAUCAAAGAGAGAGAGAGAGAGAGAGAGAGAGGAAAUUUUAAUGAUUUUGCAUGUUGAAAGACUCAGUCAGAUGUAAAACAGAGGCCAUGGUGUUGAGCCCCAUGACAUUGAUCAGAAGAAUCACAAAGACAUCUAGACCAAGUACAUUUCAGGUGCCAGAACUGUGCCUAGACACAUGGUAUGUUGGUACCUACCACAAUGCAAAGGGAAGAGGAGAGGAGGAAGGCAAAGAAGGAAAGAUUAGAGGAGGAGGUGGAGAAAAAGAAGGAGGCAGCAGCAAAUGCAGAGGAGGAGGAGAGGAGUAUUAAUUCUUACAAAUGGACUGGCGGGCCGAGAGUAGCAGCAGAUGGCGUGAGGAGAAUCAAGAGAGAGAUUAAUAAAAAUUUACUGGUCUUGAUGCAUGAUAAAAUAUAUAUGGAAUUGAGCAGCGAAAACCUCUGAAAUGUUUCAAUAUUGCACCUUGGACAUAUAAUAGUUCUGAAUCAAAUCUCUUUAGAAAGAUCUUUUGUUUCAUGGUAGCCUGCUCCAGUCCCCUUACGAAGCUUUCGUUAUUGGGGAAGUUUCCACCCCCUAAGUUUAUCCUAUUGGAUCACGACCAGUGAAGGCCACUUAAAACUGACGAGAGUCGAGGAGAGAGGUCUAAAAUGAAACAAUGGAUGACAAGAGAUUGUGGCCCCAGACAGAGGCUUGAACCCAGGUCAGGUGCCUUCUUGAUGGUGUCAUCCUGUGCCUCUGUAAAUGAGAAGUCCUAUGAAGUGACUUCCAUUACCUAACUAGCGGAGCACAUGGUACAUUAAUUUAUGGAGUAUUAAGCAAUGAAGACAUCAAUCCAAUUAUGGCCGUAUCAAUGUUCUUCUAUUUCAGAAGGCCUCACAAUUGGUUCGUCCAACUUUGUACAUCCACUUUCCUGGACAUGAGCUGAGUUGCAGGUAAAUCUCCGCUUUUGCCAAGGACCACAGAAAGAACAAGUCCAUGAUAUCAAUGGGAGCAAGGAUAAUUUGAGUUCUCAUGGGAGGCAGUGAAGAUGAUCACAACAAGUACAAGCUUGGAUUACAAAGCAGACUGUGCUAAAUAUCAUCUUUAGAUUAAAAGGCUCAGGAAAAAGACAUGCUGGUGAUGAACAAUAUCUAAUCACUGUUACAUCAGCCUUAACUGGUUGAUCAAACAUGAACCCGACCCGUUAAGGAUAAUAUAACAUUGUCGAUCCGUUGGGGUGACUUCAUCGAAGAUGGGAGGGUUAAUGGGGGGUGUGUUCUAGGGGACGCGAGCGUUGGAGAUUGUGAAGCGGACCAACUGGCCGGGGCUCCUGUGGAAGCGCAUCAAGCUCACGACCACCCACAAGAACAACGCCAAGAAGUGCCCUCCACCGUGUCUGGCAGAAUGAGUCAAUCUUGAGGGCUUGUGCUGAGCCACGACAAGAACCUACAGCAAGUACUGCAGUUGCAGUUGGAAGCAAACAGACCAGAUCUUCUUGUCUAUUAAUCCAUCAUAACCCAUAAGAAUCUUGCUUGACUGUACUAAUACUUAAUGCAAGUCAUGUCCUUCUUUGUGCAGUUUUGGAUCCAAGAUCAAAUAUUGGAUAUGAUACUGGUGUCCUAGAAUGUACUGUUAUUGCUCGAAUUUGGUUCUGAUGACCGAACGUGCAUGCAUCUAUGCAUCUUCUAUCUAAGUAAGUCGUGUUGUUGAUGUUGUAGACGCAGAAGCUAUAAUUGUCCCCUUAUCUGUUGUGUGAUUGCGUGGCUUGAGUGACAUUAUUAUCCCAACCUGCCCACGCUCUUCUAGAUUUUUGGUGCCUGUCUUUGUUUCUUGUUCUGCUCGAAUUCCCCAGUCAACGGGGUGGUUGGUCAAAAGCCUAUUUAUUAAAGCUUGAAGAAAUGGCGUGUUCCACCGUGCCGGCAGUCUUCCUUGAUCGAUGAUCGCCGAGAACAAAACCGAGUCAGCAGUCCAGUGCCACACUCAAGAUGUGUACUUCCUGUGGAGUUAUAUUUCAUGCUUGAUCCGGACAUGCAAGCAUUACGAACCACAGCUUCUUCCUUGGCGGGUGACAGAGACCAAAAGAGUGUUCAAAGAAGGGCACAGCGGGGGAGAGCUGUCAGUCAAGGAAUCAAAUGUGGAAAAAGAGGCUGCGGGGUUGCCGUCUCGAAAGAGUUCCCGAGGCUCUUCGAAUGGGCGAUGAUUCCAAAACCAAUCUCACAAGGAACUUCAUGAAUGUCUUGGCAAGCGUAAAUUGACAGGGAUAGCAAUCACUCUCUGUGCCCCCUACUUCUUCAUGUGCUGUGGAACGCAUGCAUGCAUGCAGCAUCAUUGGACUCGUCAAAGUUGUCGACGAAAUGACUACAAGAAACUUGGAGGAUCACAUCUCAGAAGGCUAAAGAUCCAUGAAAGAGCCUCAUUUGACAAGG